Molecule: messenger RNA, 1230 nt
Organism: Ambispora leptoticha
Lineage: Eukaryota; Fungi; Glomeromycota; Glomeromycetes; Archaeosporales; Ambisporaceae
Source: the annotation of a GenBank genome assembly
GAAUUAGUCAGAAUUAAUAGAGUCUUAGCUAUAAAACAUGAACGAAUUGAGACUGACAAAGACAAAAAGAAAUUCAAUGAAGCAAAUAGUUGUUGGAUAUGUAAAGAAAAAUUUAUUAUUGAUAGAGAUAAAGUCAAAUGCUUAGAAAAUAAGAUAUCAUGGCUUAAUAAAAAGUUAGAAGAUACCUUAGAGAAUUCAGAAGAUUAUAAGACUUUAAGAAAACAAAUUGACAAAAUAACUAAAGAUAUUAAUAAAGCAAAGUCUAUGAACAUAAAGGUUUGGGACCACUGCCAUAUUACAGGUAAGUUUCGAGAAGCUGCCCACAAUACCUGUAAUCUUGAGCUUCAGAUCAUAGCAUGGAAGACGCCAAUUCCAGUUGUCUUUCAUAAUUUCCGGGGCUAUGACUCUCACUUAGUUUGUGAAUCUGUUGGAAAAUCUGUUAAUGCACAUCAGAUCAAGGUUAUAGCUGAGACAUUUGAGCGUUAUAAAUCUAUGAAGGUAGGUCAGCUUAAAUAUAUAGAUAGUAAGCAAUUCAUGAAUAAUAGCUUAGCAAAUCUUACGAAGAAUUUGGGUGACAACCACCCUAUCACAAGCCAGCACUUUAAAGACUAUUCUUCAGAUCAAAUUUCACUAGCAAGUCAUAAAGGAGUUCAUCCUUAUGAGUAUUUCGAUUCACAAGAUAGAUUUUUAGAGACUGAGCUUCCGCCAAUUCAUGAAUUUAGUACACAUCUUCAUGGCAAAAUUAGUCAAAAAGAUUAUGAGCAUGCACAAAAAGUAUGGAAAGAAUUUAACUGCCAAAAUCUAGGAGAGUACCAUGACCUCUAUCUUAAAAUUGAUGUACUUAGUCUAGCAGAUAUUUGGACCCAAUUUCGAAAGACAUGCAUGCAAUAUUAUGAACUUGAUCCUAGUCAUUACAUCUCUGCACCAGCUUUAGCUUGGGAUGCCAUGCUUAAAAUGACAGGAGUUAAAAUUGAGCUCUUUACAGAUAUGGCUAUGCAUGAUUUUAUAGAAAAAGCUAAGCGUGGAGGUAUAGCUAUGGCAGGUCAUCGAUAUUUCAAGGCCAAUAAUCCAAAAAUAGGCAAGGCAUUUAAUCCAUCCAAGCCUACAACAUGGAUUUUAUAUGUCGAUGCAAAUAAUCUUUAUGGCUGGGCUAUGAGUCAGUAUUUGCCUAUUGGAAAUUAUCAAUGGGAAGGAAGACAAGGACAUUUUAAAAAUGAUCCAACCUUCUAA